AUUGUUGGGUGAAAUGAAAAAUGAUAACAUUUGGAGGAAUAGGAUCCCUUGCUCUACUCUCUACAAUCUACACCUUGACUGGCCUAUGCAGCUUACCCUUCCGUUUAUGCUCACAAGGAUCGCUCUUGCUGUUCCCAAGCCCACGAAUUCUUAGCCUCUCUCUCUCUCUCUCUUCAACAAUCCAGGACAAUCUUGGAGAACAGAAUUAAGGGUGAAUGCGUAUUUUCUUGAACAUUAUUAUAUAAAAUCUAAAUUUUGGAAUUGGGUAUUUUGUCUGGUAAUCUGGUAUGGCUAUUUGUACUCCAACUUACUUUAUGACUUCGGAUACUUGGUGCCCGAGGGGGGUACUGACUGUUAUUGGGGGGAGAGUUAGCCCUGUGAAAAUGCUCAAUGAAAAGAACGGAUCUUUGAGUUUGAGUGUCAAUAGAAGGGGUGGUUUGAAUUGGUCUCUGCUUAAGUGUUCUGCCAAUUCCAAUAAUUCAGCCAAUGCCCAUAGUGCAAAUCAGUAUCAGAGUAAAGAUCCGUUUCUGAACCUGCAUCCAGAGAUUUCAAUGCUUAGAGGUGAGGGGAACAGUACAAUGAUGACCCCAAGACAGGAAAGUGGCAUUGAAAAUGUCACAGAGAGCUCAAAAGAUUCGUCUAGUGUGAACAAUUUCAAUGAGGCUAAGAUUAAGGUUGUUGGAGUUGGUGGUGGGGGUUCCAAUGCAGUGAAUCGGAUGAUAGAGAGUUCAAUGAAGGGGGUGGAAUUCUGGAUUGUUAAUACUGAUAUACAAGCUAUGAGGAUGUCGCCCGUGUUUCCCCAGCACCGGUUGCAAAUUGGUCAGGAGCUUACUAGAGGACUUGGUGCUGGUGGGAAUCCAGAUAUUGGUACGAAUGCUGCCAAGGAAAGCAAGGAGGCAAUUGAGGAAGCAGUUUAUGGUGCAGAUAUGGUCUUUGUGACUGCUGGAAUGGGGGGUGGAACAGGGACUGGAGCAGCUCCUGUAAUAGCAGGAACUGCAAAAUCAAUGGGUAUCUUGACUGUUGGUAUUGUCACAACCCCCUUUUCAUUUGAAGGGCGAAGAAGAGCAGUUCAAGCCCAAGAAGGAAUUGCAGCUUUAAGAGAAAAUGUUGAUACUCUGAUUGUCAUCCCCAAUGACAAGUUGUUGACUGCUGUUUCCCCAUCUACCCCAGUAACAGAAGCAUUUAAUCUGGCUGAUGAUAUUUUACGACAAGGUGUUCGUGGUAUCUCUGAUAUAAUAACGAUUCCGGGAUUGGUGAACGUAGAUUUUGCCGAUGUACGUGCUAUUAUGGAAAGUGCUGGUUCCUCAUUAAUGGGGAUAGGAACUGCAACAGGGAAGACCAGAGCCAGAGAUGCUGCUUUAAAUGCCAUUCAGUCUCCAUUAUUAGAUAUUGGUAUUGAGAGGGCUACUGGAAUUGUGUGGAAUAUAACUGGUGGGACUGACUUGACAUUGUUUGAGGUAAACGCUGCAGCAGAGGUCAUAUAUGACCUUGUUGAUCCAAGUGCGAACUUAAUUUUUGGAGCUGUUAUCGAUCCCUCAAUAAGUGGUCAGGUUAGUAUUACUUUAAUUGCCACUGGAUUCAAACGGCAAGAAGGUGAUGACAAGCCCCUCCAGGCAAAUCAGCUAGCACCGGGAGAUGCUUCCAUCGGAAUCAAUCGACGGCCAGCAUCAUUCAUGGAUGGCAGUUCAGUCGAGAUCCCUGAGUUUUUGAAGAAGAAAGGACGAUCACGCUAUCCAAGAGCUUAGCAGGAUUUCAAUAAUGCAUCAAAGGGCGAAUUCACCUCCAAGAAAGCAUUAGUCCAUCACGCAUUUCUCAAUAAAGUGCUAUACGUAUGUGAUCUUUUAGUUGGUGAAUAUUUAGCGCUUCCGAGCCAAUCUAGUAGAAUAAGUUGUCAAUCUUUGCGAUUAGUUGAGAAAGGUUUAUAGAAGACAAUUAGAUGAGCUUUGUGGUGGUGUGUACAGUGUAUUAUAUUUGAUGCUUAGUUGAAGGCUUCCAUGAUUAUGGUUUAUGAAAUAGGGCAGUUUUGGUUAUUCCAGUUCUUGUACUAA
This is a messenger RNA of Ipomoea nil (Japanese morning glory), 2048 nucleotides long. RefSeq names its product cell division protein FtsZ homolog 2-2, chloroplastic-like. Gene Ontology annotation, biological process: chloroplast fission. Gene Ontology annotation, molecular function: GTPase activity; GTP binding. Gene Ontology annotation, cellular component: chloroplast; cytoplasm. Bases 288 to 1745 code for a protein of 485 amino acids. Lineage: Eukaryota; Viridiplantae; Streptophyta; Magnoliopsida; Solanales; Convolvulaceae. The record is from RefSeq and is a predicted model, not a curated record. The transcript is spliced from 9 exons.